AUGGGUAAUCAAAAUGGAUGGUUUUUUACCUGCCUAUUUUGUGCUUUGAGCGUUCAAUCAGUAGUUUACUCUUCUUUUAACCCUGUAGACAGUUUCUUGCUUAGCUGUGGGGAAAGUAAAUCAAUAGAACUUGAUGAUGGUCGGGUUUUUGAACCUGCUAUUGGCAAUUCUAAAGUGGGUUUGUCUUCAAAUUCACACAUUGUGGUGGUUUCAAACACUGAACUGGGUGUCUCUAAUAUCUAUACUUCUGCCCAAAUUUCUACUGGAAAUACUGUUUAUACUUUUAGCACCAGGCAAAUUGGGCGGCAUUGGCUGCGUUUACAUUUUUAUCCGGUUGAGAAUAGUCAAUACAACUUGAAAUCCGCGGUUUUCUCUGUAGUGGCCAACGGAAUUACACUGCUUCAUGGGUUUUCUUUUUCAAAAUUGAGAAGAAAUAAUCCUUUGCUUAAGGAAUAUGUUGUUGAAGUGGGUGGUUCAAGAUCACGAAAACUAGUACUAACGCUUUCUCCAUGGAAUGGUUCAAUUGCAUUCAUCAAUGGGAUAGAGGUGGUUUCUGUGCCUAGUGGGAUAUUCACUUCAAGUGUUGUCCCAAUUCCAAGUGCUUCAGCAUUUGAGAUCCCAACUCAUGUUGCUUUCGAGACAGUUUAUAGAGUAAACAUGGGAGGUCCAGUUUUGACACCGAAGAAUGAUACAUUGUGGAGGAUUUGGGAAUCAGAUCAACCUUUUCUUGUUAAUGCUGUUUCUGCCCGUAAUGUUUCCGUGGAUCCCGGUUCAAUUAAGUACCCUGCUGGAGAGUCGGUUGACAUUGGUCCCAAUUGGGUUUAUGCCACUGCCCAAGAAAUGGCUGAUGCCAACGUAAAUGACCAGAAGUUUAACAUUUCGUGGGUGUUUCAUGUUGAACAAGGCUUCACUUACUUUGUUAGGAUGCAUUUCUGCGACAUUGUUAGUAUAGCUCUUGAUACUUUGGUUUUCAAUGUGUACAUCAACAACCAAUCUGCUUUGGAAUCUUUCGAUAUCUCGAGCAAAACAAUGGCACUAUCAGCUGCUUACUUCAUAGAUUUUGUUGUCAAUGUUUCAAUGGGGUCAUAUCAAAUUUUAGUUCAAGUUGGCCCUCCUAAUUUAAGGAAUUCACAGCCCAAUGCGAUUUUGAAUGGUUUGGAGAUUAUGAAAUUGAGUAAUCCUAGUGACAGCCUUGAUGGGAAAUUUGCUGCAAAUCCUUUUGAUUCUGGACCCCCCAAGAGGGAAAAGCAUGUAAUGCUUAUUAUUUUCUCUUGUUUAGGCAGUUUUGCACUUUUAGCACUCAUCUCAGCAGCCAUUCUCUUGUAUUUUUGUCAUCCGAAGAAGACAAAACAACGACGACCCCCAGCUUGGUUGCCACUUCCUACUCAUAUAGGAAAUACAGAAACUAAAGUUUCGACUGGUAGUUAUGCUUCAACGACACCUUCUUUGAACUUGGGCCGAAUUCUACCUUUCUCUGAGAUUCUAGAAGCAACAAAUAACUUCGAUGAGAGCUUGGUUAUAGGUGUGGGUGGAUUUGGAAAGGUUUACAAAGGAAUGCUGGAAAAUGGGGUUGUGGUCGCUGUGAAGAGGGGAAACCCAAGUUCUCACCAAGGACUUGUUGAAUUCAAAACAGAAAUCGAGAUGCUAUCUAAGCUUCGCCACAGACACCUAGUUUCUCUCAUAGGUUACUGUGAAGAACUCAAUGAGAUGAUCCUUGUUUACGAGUUCAUGGCUGGUGGUCCACUUCGGAAACACUUGUAUGGAUCAGACCUGCCGCCACUUACUUGGAAGCAAAGGCUGGAGAUAUGCAUUGGGGCUGCAAAAGGAUUGCACUACCUACAUACUGGAGCAGCAGAUAGUAUCAUCCAUCGUGAUGUUAAGACAACCAAUAUCUUAGUAGAUGAAUAUCUAAAUGCAAAAGUGGCAGAUUUCGGGUUGUCAAAAUUGGGUCCUACAUUGGAUCAAACCCAUGUAAGCACUGCUGUGAAGGGAAGUUUUGGGUACCUUGAUCCUGACUACUUCCGCAGGCAGCAACUCACUGAGAAAUCUGAUGUGUACUCUUUUGGAGUAGUACUAAUGGAGGUUUUGUGUGCUCGGCCUGCUAUAAACCCUGCUCUGCCAAGAGAACAAGUUAACGUGGCGGAAUGGGCAAUGCACUGGCAGAGACAAGGCAAGCUAGGGCAGAUAUUGGAUCCCCAUCUAGUCGGAUUUGUAAAUGUUAAUUCCCUAAGAAAAUUUGGUGAAACAGCUGAGAAGUGUUUGGCUGAAUAUGGAAAUGAGAGGCCGGCAAUGGGAGAUGUUUUAUGGAAUUUGGAAUAUGCUCUUCAGCUGCAAGAGGCUUCUAUAGAAACUGUUGAAGACGAGAAUAGUGCAAAUUGCAUUCCAGUCCCCCAUGUCAUGCCAGUCGAUGGGUAUGGUGUUGACAUUGUUAGCGACCACGAGUCUGAUGCAACAUCAACGGGGGUUUUCUCACAGCUUAUGAACCCAAAAGGAAGAUAGCUCUAUAAAGGUAUCUUAUCUUACUGUUUUUGCUUGGAAUGUCUGAUGUUUAGUUGUUGUUUCACCCUUCUAUUAUAAGAGGAAGGUUCAUUUUCUGUUGGAAAACCACUUGUUAGAAUGAGGCCCCAUGAAUUUUAUUCCUGAAGAGGU
Ilex paraguariensis (yerba mate) is the source of this 2649-nucleotide messenger RNA. The record is from the annotation of a GenBank genome assembly. Lineage: Eukaryota; Viridiplantae; Streptophyta; Magnoliopsida; Aquifoliales; Aquifoliaceae.